UAUGUUACCGUAGUAACUGUAAACACUGGAGCGUCAUACCAUACUAGCGACACCCGACAUCUCGCUAAAUUUGUAUUUUUCAACAGAUUGCAGACUAAAUAAUUUUGCCAGAUGGCUACAGUAGCGGCACCGUCUCAUGUGUUCGGACUCCGGGCAGGAGUGAAGAAUAAUUUGUUGUAUCUUGAUGAACAAACCAUCAUAUUUCCGUGUGGAAACAACUGUGUGCGCUAUAACAUCGAUCAGAAAUUCCAACGAUUUAUUCCAGGUACAGAGAGAAGUCAGGGCAUGCAUGCUUUGGCCAUCAGCACAAACAGGCGCUAUCUGGCUGUGUCUGAAUGUAGAGAGAAAGCCACCAUCACUGUGUUUGAUUUAGAGCAAGAGCAGAACAGAAGGAGGAAAGUGUUGACCGGAGGAGAGAUGGUGGUGGAUGAGUUUGUCUGCAUGGCCUUUUCUCCUGACUCAAAGUAUCUGAUUGGUCAGGCAGGUGGGCCAGACUGGACUCUUUUUCUCUGGAUGUGGGAAAAGAAGAAGGUCAUGGCUACUGUAAAUAUUAGCAACAAUGGGCCCAUCAACCAGGUCAGCUUCAACCCUCAGGACAACUCUAAGAUUUGUGUGAGUGGCAAAGGUGUGUUUAAGAUUUUCCACUAUGCUGGAGAAACCCUGAAACAGACCAACGCAUUUAAAACAGACUCCCACAACUUCCUGUGUCACACAUGGAUGACCACGGAGCAGGUCUUAGCCGGCACAGAGACAGGUCAACUGAUGAUGUUCGAGUCUGGCCGUCUGCGUUGGGAGAUCAAUGUGACAUCUGUGCAGAAAACUGAGAGUGAGUCAAAACAGCAGUAUUCAGAUGAACCCUUCUCUGCGCUGCCACAGGUUACAGCCAUCGUAAGUUAUUCUAAUGGAUUUGCUUGCUCCAUGGGUCAAGGAACUGUGUGUUUGUUUGAGAAAACCGAGAAGGCAGAUCUCUACAAGAAGACCAGAGUCAUAAAGAUUCCUCCAAAACGUUUUAGUAACGAUCUCAGUUUAACAGAGAAGCAGAAAAUCAGCACUCUCUGCAUCAGUCCAUCAGAAGAGACUCUGGUUGCCAGCACAGACCUUGGACAGCUCUACAGCAUCCAUCUCUCCAUAGCUGAGUUACAAAAGGGGGAGUGUGCUUAUUUUGAGUACCUGUCUCACUCAUUCCAUAAUAACAUCAUAACCGGUUUAUCCACCUGCAUUCGCAAACCACUCAUUGCCACAAGCUCCCUGGACCGCUCUGUGCGCAUAUGGAACUUCGAGACCAAUGUUUUAGAGCUGUACAAGGAAUUCCAGGAAGAAGCCUACAGUGUUGCUCUUCACCCCACUGGACUUUACAUCCUGGUGGGAUUCUCUGACAAACUUCGUCUCAUGACUCUUCUCAUGGAUGACAUCAAGAUUUUCAAGGAAUUUACCAUACGCAAUUGCCGUGAGUGUACAUUCAGUCAUGGUGGUCACUUGUUUGCUGCUGUCAAUGGAAACGUGAUCAACAUCUAUUCCACUAUCACAUUUGAGGAGAUCCUAAACCUGAAGGGACACAAUGAAAAAGUGCAGGCCGUAGCUUUCAGUUUGAAUGACAGUUGUCUUGUAUCGUGUGGCAUGGACGGGGCAGUGUAUGAGUGGAAUACUCUCAGUGGUACACGAGAGUCAGAAAGCAUCUUGAAAACCUGCAGCUACACAGGGGUGGCCAUUUCCCCUGAUGCAAAGACAUUCUUCGCUGUUGGGACAGACUGCUCUCUGAAAGAAAUCCACAACUCUCAGAUACUCAAGGAGAUGUCUUCACGUGAUGUGGUUUGCACCACGGUUGCUCUGUCUCGUUCAGGACGCACAAUCUUCAUUGGAACCUCCACUGGGACAUUGAGGGUCAUCAAAUACCCACUAAUGAUCCAGAAUGACUGGAUUGAGUACCAGGCUCACGCUGGCCCUAUCACAAAGAUGGUUAUCACUUUUGAUGACCAGUUCCUGAUAACAGUCUCAGAAGAUGGUUGUCUAUUCAUCUGGAAAAUCAUUGACAAAGAAGGACAAGGGCUGAAAAGAGAGAAAGAAUUGAUAUACUCAGAAGAGAUCCUCACCAACAAAUUGGACUUUGAUGAAAAGAGUAAAAUGCUGCUUGAACUGAAUGCAAAAGUAGAAGAGCUCCAGGAAGACAACAAGUGCCAGCUAAGCUUGAAAGAUACUGAAUACAAUAAGAAGAUCAAUGAGCUAUCUGAAAAGUGUAUGCAACAGAUAAUUUCACUAAAUGCCGAGAAGGAGGUACUGAAAAAAGAGAAAGACAACCAACAAGAAGCCCACAAUAAAGCUAUAUCAGACAUCUUAGAGAGACAUGAUAAAGAGCUUCACGACAUGGAGUCAUCCAAUAACCAGAAGCUCAUGUUGGAAUACGAGAAAUAUCAGGAGCUACAACUGAAGCUUCAUAAUGUUCAGCAGGAAUAUGAGCAGCAGCUGCACAGCAUGGAGGAGAGUAAAACCCAAGCCUUGGAGGAUAUGAUGCAGUCUUAUGAGGCUAAGAUGGAGGAGAAGAUGAUUUUGGUGAACCAGUAUCAAGAUGAAUCCCAGCAGCGGUUUAAAGAAUUUGAAGAACACAUAAGGCAGGAAGAGGAGGACACAGAUGCUGAAAUUCAUGACAUCCGCAUGAAAUAUGAGCAAAAUCUAAGAGAAGAAAAAAAGGCCCAUUCAAAGCUCAAAGUGGAAUUGGAUACCACAAAAAAACGGUUUCAUGACCUGCAGCGGGAAAUUGAAAAUGGGAAUUUGGAGAUAGAGAAGUUGAAGCAGGAAGUUCAGAGGUUGCAGGCAGUGAUCAAAUCAUUAGAAAAUGACAUCACUGGGCUUAAAACUGCAAUUCAGAACAGGGAUGGGAUCAUUCAGGACAAGGAAAAAAACAUCUUUCAGUUAAAAAAGAAGAAUGACACACUGAACAAAACACUUGAAGUGAUGGAGUUCAGGGCUGAAUAUAUGCAGGAGCAGAUUGAGCCGAAAGAAAAUGAAAUCCAACAGCAAAAGGACCAGAUGGUGGAGGUAGGAUGCAUUUUAACUCCCUGGGAUUGGCAAACGCAUAAAUGCGUUUUAGUACAUAAUGCACAAAAGGACCUUGAAAAUGUUUUAAUUGCAUUAAUAAGACAAACACAGAUUGCAAAACUGCAAAGGGUCUAUUUCUAUUUGUAUCUAUUACUAAUUACAAUAAAACAAUGUGUUUGUAAAUCACAAUUUGUAAAUCAGACAGAGAGAGUGCCUUAUCUUUCUGUGUCUUCUGUUAACUGAACUGGCAAACAUAUCAAAGAAAACAGCUAAAUCUCUGUUAACGUUUGCCUCACAGACCUGUGAGACAUACCUGAAUAAAGCCUGAAGUGUGUAAUCAAAUAUAAUGUAUUUUUGGGAACAGU
Molecule: messenger RNA, 3398 nt
Organism: Danio rerio (zebrafish)
Lineage: Eukaryota; Metazoa; Chordata; Actinopteri; Cypriniformes; Danionidae
Source: RefSeq, a predicted model, not a curated record